GAGAUGGUCUGCAUACCGUGCACGAUGAGUGAGCCUGUCGACGUCCUUCUCUAUGGCCUCGGAGCCAUCGGCUCCUUCUACGCCUUUAUUCUCAGUCGGAAUGACCGAGUCCGCUUGACCGUCCUCGCCCGCUCGAAUUACGACUCUGUCAAGAAGAAUGGCAUCCUCCUCCAAAGCCAGAACCACGGCGAACACCGCUUCCACCCUCACAACGUAAUCAACUCCAUAGACCAAGUACCAGGCCCAUUCGACUACGUCGUAUGCGCGCAUAAAGCACUCGACCAAGACGCCGUAGCGGCGCGCCUCCAACCCGCCAUCAGCGACAAAACCACCAUCGUGAUCAUCCAGAACGGCGUGGGGAAUGAAGAGCCCUUUCGCGCGAAAUUUCCUUCCUCGUCUAUUAUAUCCUGCGUGACAUGGGUCGGCGCAAGACAAAACAGCCCCGGAGUCGUCGAACACACGAAAUCUGAAGAUAUGCAGAUCGGUCUAUUCCCGAACCCUAAUGUCGAUGCCGCACUAGAGAAGCAGCGGCUGGAUAUAUUCUCGACCUUGCUACAGACCGGUAAAACGCGCUUCCAGGUGCUGGACGAUAUCCAGCGCAAACGGUGGGAAAAAGUCGUUUGGAAUGCGGCGUGGAAUUCACUGACUACGUUGACGAUGCUGGAUACGCAGAGUUGGUUACAUUCUAGUCCCGAUGCGACGCCUCUAACGCUGCGUCUUAUGCGCGAGGUUAUUGAUGUUGGACGGAGGUGUGGGGUGGAGCUGGAUUAUAGCCUUAUUGAUGAGCUUAUGGGGAAGAUUAAUGCCCUGCCUGGGAUUGGGAGUAGUAUGCAGACGGACUGUAAGAGUGGACGGCCGCUGGAGGUUGAUGUGAUAUUGGGAUUUCCGGCGAGAAAGGCAAAGGAGUUUGGGAUGGAGACACCGGUUUUGGAUGUUAUCUAUGCGUUGGUGGUGGCUGUUGAUGUCAGACUGAGGGCUUCGCUGUAGUGGGACAAGUAUUUAGAGGGAACUAAAAUUUUUCGUCCUGUUGCUGCCCGAAUCAUAUUCUCUAUUCAGCAAUUAAAACCCUA
Messenger RNA from Aspergillus versicolor CBS 583.65, 1070 nucleotides. RefSeq names its product ketopantoate reductase family protein. Bases 25 to 987 code for a protein of 320 amino acids. Gene Ontology annotation, biological process: pantothenate biosynthetic process. Gene Ontology annotation, cellular component: cytoplasm. NCBI's taxonomy places the organism in Eukaryota, Fungi, Ascomycota, Eurotiomycetes, Eurotiales, Aspergillaceae. The record is from RefSeq and is a predicted model, not a curated record. The transcript has 5 exons. Gene Ontology annotation, molecular function: 2-dehydropantoate 2-reductase activity.